AUGGCCUCUGAUGGUUCACCAUCACAAGAUUCUCAGAAGAAGAAAAAGAAGACUUGCAGAAAGGACACAGAGGUCCAGGUGGAAGUUCAGAUUGAGCAGCUUACAGCAUGUGGACACAGCGCUUUAAAACAGGGCGACACCUCAAAGGCUCUGGAAUACUUCAAAAAGGCUUUCAAAACUGCUGUGCAUCUCAAAGAGACUAAAGUACAGCGGGCUUGUGCUUUUAACCUUGGAGCAGCAUAUGUGGAGGCAGGUAAGCCCCAGAAAGGGCUUGAUUUUCUGUCACAAGCUGAGACAAGUGAAAGAUGUGAGCGUGUGGCAGAUCUGCAGUUUAAUCUAGCAGCAGCACAUGAGGCUCUGGAUGACCAUGUGCAAGCUGUCAAACAUUACCAACAAGCUGCACAGCUUUAUCGCUCACAGGGAGAUGGGAGCAGUGAAGGGGACACCUGCAUCAGACUCGCCCACUGUCACCUGCGCAGGAAGGAGUGGGCUGAUGCAGCAGAGAAUUACCUGCGGGCAGCAGAAAGCUAUAAGGUGGCAGGAAUGCUGGCCUCUGCUGCUGUGGCCCUGAAGGAUGCUGGGAAUCACAUGUUGAAAUGUGACUGCUUCUCAGCAGAUGAUGUCAUUAGCGUUCUCACAGACUGUUUGGAGUUGAGUGCCAAAAUCACAGAACCAGCGACACUAGGUAAGCUGUAUAACGCAGUAGGGUUGAGUUUCUCUCAGCUGAAGCUCUUUCCUGAGGCUGCUGAGUGCUAUGAGCUGGCUCUGCCUCUGGUCCGCUCCACUCCACGCAAGCUAGCUGUGGUCAUGCAGAAUUUGGGUGCGGUCCACAACUCUUUGGCAGAGUACCGUAAAGCCAUGGAGUACCACAGGGAAGCAGCUGCACUGCACGGGUCAUUGGGUAGCCGUCGGGCUCAGGGCUGCUGUUUCUGUAACCUGGCUUACGCGCUCAGUGAACUGGGGGAACUGGAAGAGGCAGGAGAGAGCUACCUACAUGCUCAACAGGCUUUCAAAGAUAGCGAUGAUUCCUUAGGGCAUUGGCAAGCGUGUGAAGGUCUGGGUGGAAUCAAAAUGAGAUUGAGAGACCCAGACAAAGCCAUUUUCUACUAUAAGCAGGCUCUAGCAGUAUUGUCCAAGUGCAAGGUAAAAGUGUUACUGAACACAUCACUGUCUUGCUUCCAGGAUGUUUCUAGCUCUGUGCAGGAAAGCCUUGUCAAUAAGCUAAGUGAGGCUUUACAGAUGAAAUUGGCCACUCAGCAAAGAGGCGCCCCCGCAAGGCAAGCUAUCAAGGAGAGAAACUUGAACAGGCAGCACCUGCGAAUAGCUCAGAUGAGUAACACUGAGGAACUAAUGGCCGAACACAGAAGAAAAGAACUACCGAGCAGUCACAGGGUAGAGAAUAAGGAAUGGAGACCUACAGAAACAUGUGGACAGAGGAAACUUCAUGGUGACGUGAUAAUAACAUCAAAAGCAACACAAACAGAGCGUCCUGACUGCACGAAUGCACUACCAGAAGCCAAUAGGAAUCUGAAUAACACAUACGAGAAACCUCGUCUUGAAUGUCAGAAUUCUACAGACUCCCAUUUGAUCGUGCAGCAGGAUGAAGCCAUGUGUGAAACCUCCAAACAGACCCCACUGGAAUUAAGUAGUAUGCCCCCAUUGGAAGAGAGCACUGAGGACUUACCUCCAGCACAUCUUCACAGUGAGGAAUCCACAUCCACACAAAGGACCAAAUCCAGAUUCUGCACAGUCAUGUGA
Molecule: messenger RNA, 1758 nt
Organism: Neoarius graeffei (lesser salmon catfish)
Lineage: Eukaryota; Metazoa; Chordata; Actinopteri; Siluriformes; Ariidae
Product: tetratricopeptide repeat protein 24
Exons: 13
Coding region: 1-1758 (585 amino acids)
Molecular function (GO): protein binding
Source: RefSeq, a predicted model, not a curated record